Molecule: messenger RNA, 1470 nt
Organism: Tetranychus urticae (two-spotted spider mite)
Lineage: Eukaryota; Metazoa; Arthropoda; Arachnida; Trombidiformes; Tetranychidae
Product: store-operated calcium entry-associated regulatory factor
Biological process (GO): regulation of store-operated calcium entry
Cellular component (GO): endoplasmic reticulum membrane
Source: RefSeq, a predicted model, not a curated record
UCAAUAAAAUAUUUUCAAUCAUCAAUAAUCAUCAACAAGCAUAUUUUUCUUGAUGCCUAAUCCAAGACAUAUCUUAAACACUUAAAUAUUUGAUUUGCAAAUUUAGGGCUUUCAUCUCGUUCAUCAUUCUAAUUAAAGUGCGAAAGUUUUCUUUUGGAAUAUUCCUUUCUCUCAACCGACAUCUAUUCAGUGAAAAUCAAAUGAAUGAGCUAGCAAAUGAUUUAUUAUCAAUAUGGUUAACAUGUAAUUUUAUGGAAACAAUGUUUCUUUAAGUUUCAACAAAUGACAUUUACAUCACGUGGUCUGGAUCAGGUGUUAUACGUGUGUUAAGUAAAUUUUACAUCAAUUUUCAUCACUCUCAUCAUGAAACUCUUAUUAUCUUUUUUCGUUUUGUUUUUAAUCGAACAAGUUGUUUCUAAAUCAGACCGAGUAAAACUAAAGGAUGUGCAAGUACUUACUUUACAGAAAGGCAAAUACACAGAGGCCCGACGGUCGCGGCGGAUGCAUCAACUGAUGUGUGUUGGUGGUACAGCCAGGUGUUCCUUCAUCCCAGAAACCGUUCAAUGUUACAAUCGAGGAUGGGAUGGUCGCACGGUCAAUUGGGAAUGCAAGGCUGAUAUGGACAAGAAGUAUUCGUUUGGUUUAUUAGAAGUUAAUUGUGAAGGCUACGAACACCCUGAUGAUGACUACAUUCUUGCCGGUUCCUGUGGCCUCGAGUUCACUAUCAAUGUGGCUGAUGGUGCUCCCAGGCAACGAAACUUCAACCCUCCACCAUACCCUAAAUCAAUGACACCAGAUGAUUCAGAGCUUGGGUCGCAAUCAAUCUUCAUCAUCAUUCUUGUCAUUGGAGCUCUAUUUUUCAUAAUAUAUCUGUUCCGAAGCCCUAGAAAUGCUCAUGAACCAACUGCACCACCUCCACCGCCAGGAUUUAGACCAGGCUACUUUGGAAACCCACCGCCUUAUGAUCAUGGAAGUGGACCUUCGUGUGGACCAGAAACUCGUCCAGGAGAUGGUCCUGGUUUUGGUACAGGAUUUGUUUCUGGAGGCCUUCUCGGUUACCUUUUCGCAAGAAAUUCAGCCGGACCUAGUUAUACACGAGAAAGCUUUUCAUCGUCUACCCAUCAAAACAACCCUAAUUUUGGUAAAACAUAUGCUAGCACUGAAACUGAGACAGAAACGAAAGCUGGCUACGCCACAACUAAAAGACGUUAAUUCAAUUGAAAAUAGUGGAUAAUCAUUUUCUAAUAAUGUCUUUGGAAAGUUGCCUAUUUUUAGUAUUGGUGAAAUUCACGCCAUUUCAAAUUGAAUCUCUCAGCCACUUAUCAAACGAUGAUAUAAACCACUAAAUACUUUCCAUUCAGAUCAUCAUGUUUACAUUGUAUAUUCUAAAUGUUUUUCUGAACAUAAAUCUUACAAGGCUGUAAUAGCUGAAUUUAACCAGAUAAAAUGUUGUUUAUCAUGUUUAUUUAA